CCCCUCUUUCGGAGCGAGAGCCAUUUUCUAAACGAGAACUCAGAGACGCACCGCAACGAGACCAGCGAGUGACCAUUUAGAGCCAUGGCGAAACAUGGCGCAGAGGUGGUGAUCGUGCCCCGCAACUUUAAGCUGCUGGAAGAGCUGGAGAACAGCGAAAAGGGCCACGGAGACAUGAGUAUCUCGUACGGAUUAGAGCAGGCAGACGACAUUUUCCUCACAAACUGGAUCGGCACCAUCCUAGGCCCUGCUGGCACGUGCCACGACGGACGCAUCUACAGUCUGCGAAUCCACUGCAGCGACCAAUAUCCCCACGUCCCGCCCGAAGUGCACUUCACGAGCCGCAUCAACAUGAGCUGCGUGGACCCCCAGUCGGGCCGCGUGGACCCGCGACGACUGGCGGCGCUGGGCAGCUGGCACCGCAACAAUGGCAUUGAGAACGUGCUCGUGGCUAUCCGCGCCGAGAUGGCCUCGCCUACCAACCGACGUCUGCCGCAGCCGCCUGAGGGCACCAACUUUUAGAAGCGUGCCGCUUUUAGGGACGAGACUCUUUCUGCUUUUAAAGUUUGAGAGGAGAUGAAAAGAAAGAGGAGAGGUGAAAGUGAAGAGUGCGGUGCGCUCCCGAAUGCUACAGUCUCUCGAGUAAUGCCUAAUGCAUGAUAGUACUGCAUAUUUAGGCAUGCUGGCCGCGAAUCUGGUGUGACAGAAUCGUUUUCUUAAAUCUUGGUCUCGUUGGGUUCUAAAAUGCUGCUAAAUAUUUCUAAUUGUAUGGGUAGCGAGAUCUAAAGCGGACCCCCUUGGGUGUGGAGAAGAUCAUCGGCGGGUCCUCUUUCUGAGGUUCU
Messenger RNA from Phytophthora nicotianae INRA-310, 842 nucleotides. RefSeq lists its product as hypothetical. The coding region runs from base 85 to 522 and encodes 145 amino acids. Gene Ontology annotation, cellular component: nucleus. The transcript has 4 exons. Gene Ontology annotation, biological process: protein K63-linked ubiquitination; DNA damage tolerance. The record is from RefSeq and is a predicted model, not a curated record. NCBI's taxonomy places the organism in Eukaryota, Oomycota, Peronosporomycetes, Peronosporales, Peronosporaceae.